AUGGCCGCGUCGGAGGACGGGAGCGGCUGCCUUGUGUCGCGGGGCCGCUCGCAGAGUGACCCCAGUGUCCUCACCGACUCUUCGGCCACCUCCUCCGCGGACGCCGGGGAGAAUCCAGGUGAGAUGGACCCCACGCCCCCGGCGCGCUCAGAGUAUCUGGUCUCAGGGAUGCGGACGCCCCCCGUGAGGAGGAGACUGGCCACCCUGGGCAGGGUCUUCAAACCCUGGAAAUGGAGGAAAAAGAAAAGCGAAAAGCUGAAGCAGACGACGACGGCCUUGGAGAAGAAGAUGGCCGGCCGGCAGGGUCGGGAGGAGCUCAUCAGGAAGGGGCUGAUGGAGAUGGUGGAGCAGGAUGCCGAGAGCAGAGGGGGCAUCCCCGACGGAGGCCGCGCCACGCAGAGCGAGCCGGCCACGCCGAAGCAGGAGAACCCGACUCCAGAAGGUGUCCAGCUGGGCAGCCCCUCGGCCACUGGGCCAGACCAGGCUGCCCUGGAUGAGCCGCUGUCCUCAGACGUCCGUUCGGAGGAUGCAGCCAGGACGCCCUCAGCCAGCAGACGUGGGGAAGCAGGUGGCAGCCUCCCGCCGGCCACCGACGAGCCCCCUCAAGCCUUAGCCGGGCCUCACUCCCUGGACAGUCCUCCCAGGACCCUGGAGAGAUCCGCGGGCCAGCUCCCCAGCCCCCCGCUGCCGCCCACCCCGCUGCCCAAGGCAGGCAGCAAGGCCACAAAGAAUGUCACAGGCCAGCCUGCGCUCUUCCAAGACUCCAGCGGGAAGAACACGGACCCGCCCCUCCGAGGACAGCUUUCCACGCCCACGGGGUCCCCGCACCCCACCGUCCACCGGCCGCUGCCCCCCAGCCGUGUCAUCGAGGAGCUGCACAGGGCGCUGGCCACCAAGCAUCGCCAGGACAGCUUCCAAGGGAGGGACUGCAGAGGGUCCCCGAAGAAGCGGGUGGACAUGCGCCUGUCGAGAACGUCCAGCGUGGAGCGGGCCGAGGAGCGGGAGGGGGCCUGGAGCUUCGACGGCCCCUCGGAAGGCAGGCGGGCGGCGGCCAGGGAGUCGGAGGAGAACAAGGAGAACUUGCUCCUGGGCCCCGAGCCCGAGGACGACCUGCUCCUGCACCAGGACGAAGAGGAGCUGAGCGCCUCCAUCCUCUCCGGGACACUGCCCAGGAAAUGCAGGAAGGAGCUGCUGGCGGUGAGGCUAAGGAACCGGCCCAGCAAGCAGGAGCUGGAGGACCGGAACAUCUUCCCCCGCAGGACGGACGAAGAGCGCCAGGAGACACGGCAGCAGAUAGAGAUGAAGCUCUCCAAACGGCUGAGCCAGAGACCUGCCGUGGAGGAGCUGGAGAGGAGGAACAUCUUGAAGCAAAGGAACGACCAGACGGAGCAGGAGGAAAGGAGAGAAAUCAAGCAGAGACUGACCAGAAAGCUCAAUCAGAGGCCCACCGUUGACGAACUGAGAGACAGGAAAAUUCUGAUCCGGUUCAGUGAUUACGUGGAGGUGGCCAAAGCCCAGGACUAUGACCGCCGGGCGGACAAGCCCUGGACGAGGCUGUCGGCAGCCGACAAGGCAGCGAUCCGCAAAGAGCUCAACGAGUACAAGAGCACCGAGAUGGAGGUGCACGCGUCCAGCAAGCAUCUGACCAGGUCAGGCUUCCGUCCGGGAUCUCGAGGCCCUCCCCGCGCGCUCUGGAGCUAA
Molecule: messenger RNA, 1701 nt
Organism: Molossus molossus (Pallas's mastiff bat)
Lineage: Eukaryota; Metazoa; Chordata; Mammalia; Chiroptera; Molossidae
Gene: PHACTR3
Product: phosphatase and actin regulator 3
Exons: 12
Coding region: 1-1701 (566 amino acids)
Biological process (GO): actin cytoskeleton organization
Molecular function (GO): actin binding
Source: RefSeq, a predicted model, not a curated record